Molecule: messenger RNA, 2136 nt
Organism: Ustilaginoidea virens
Lineage: Eukaryota; Fungi; Ascomycota; Sordariomycetes; Hypocreales; Clavicipitaceae
Exons: 1
Coding region: 1-2136 (711 amino acids)
Biological process (GO): rRNA processing
Cellular component (GO): nucleus
Molecular function (GO): RNA binding
Source: RefSeq, a predicted model, not a curated record
AUGAAGAAUCAAAAGAAGGGCGGCGGCUCUUCAUCACGCAUUCAAGAUGCCCGGUUUGCCAAUUUCGAAACCGAUCCUCGGUUUCGUCUCCCCUCCAGGAAGCACACAAAAACCAAGCUUGAUGAGCGUUUCGCCGGCAUGUUGGAUGAUGAAGACUUUACAGCAGCCGCCAAAGUGGAUCGUUAUGGACGCAAGAUCAAAUCCGACUCCAAGAAGAAGGCUCUUCAGAGGCUAUAUGAGCAAGAGAACGAUGACGACAAAGACAACGAUGACGACAAAGACGACGACGACAAAGAUGACGAGGAGGCGGACAGAACCAGCCGUGGCAAGGAGUCCCCAAGUGCAGAGUUUGAAGUCGAUGACGACGCAGCCGUUCAAAGACAACUACGCGCGGCGCACGAAAGAGAAAGGCAAAAAGAAUACGACCCCGCUCGCCACGGAGGCUUCUCCUCGUCAGAAUCCGACUCUGACUCUGACGAGGAUUCGGACCAAGACGAGGAUGGCGGGGUGGAUCUGGCCGCCCAAGGCGACAUGCAGCGGUUGCAAGACGAGCAGGCCGAUGUUGAGGCAGGCGAGGUCACCAACAGAAUUGCCAUUGUCAACUUGGAUUGGGAUCAUGUCAAGUCGACCGAUCUCAUGGCGCUCUUCUCAAGCUUCCUGCCGGACAACGGCAGGGGCAACAUUCUCAAAAUCUCCAUCUACCCUAGCGAAUUCGGCAAAGAGAGAAUGCAGCAAGAAGAAGUAGAAGGUCCUCCGAAAGCUCUGUUCAAGGACGAAAGAGGCUCAGACGACGACAGCGACGACGGGAGUGGCAGUGAGGAUGAGAGAAUCAAAAAGGACCUGAUACAGGAAGGCAAUGACCAGGACUUUGACAGCAACGCGCUGAGGGCGUACCAACUGGACCGCCUGCGAUACUACUACGCUGUAAUGGUGUGCUCAAGCCCUGAAACGGCCCAGGCCAUCUACGAGGCCACCGACGGGACCGAGUACCAAUCCUCGUCCAACGUCAUUGACCUGAGAUUUGUUCCCGACGAUGUCGCGUUCGAUGACGAGCCACGCGAUGAGUGCGACAAGGUUCCCGACACCUACAAGCCCGUUGAAUUCGUGACGAAUGCCCUGCAGAGCUCAAAGGUCAAGCUGACUUGGGACAUGCACCCGGAAGAAGCGUCACGCAAACAGUCGAUCAACAGGGCCUUUACUGGAAGCAGGGCGGACCUGGAGGAAAACGACCUGCGUGCGUACCUUGCCAGCGACAGCGAGGGUUCCGACGGGGAGGACGAGGCAGAGGAAGCUCACGGCGAAGACGAGGCCGCAGCAGGUGCUGAGCCCAAGCUUUCCAAGAAGGAGCUUGCCCGCCGGAAGAUGAGAGAAGCUCUUGGACUAGCAAGCGAGCCUGCACCCAAGAGGGCGAAAGACGGCCCCGUGGGCGACAUGGAGAUCACAUUUGCUCCAGCGCUGUCCGAGUCGAAACCUAAAGGCGGCGCUGAAGAGGAAACGACGAUUGAAAAGUACAAACGCAAGGAAAGGGAGAGAAAGGACCGGAAGAGACAAGCAGCCAAGGCAAAACGUGGAGCAGGCGGGGAUGAUGUAAACAAGUGCGAGGAGCACGUCACUUUGAGAGCUACGGGUGACGAAGAUCUUGGUUUUGAUGACCCAUUCUUCACAACGGAAGCCCCUGCCGCGCAAUCCAAGUCAUCCACCCGCAAGGAAGAGCGCCUCAAGAAGCGACAGGCGCGAGAAGCGGCCGAAGCAGAGUCGGCCGCUGAAAAGGCUCGCCUCAGAAAAGUGAUGAGUGAGAAUGCCGGGGAGGAUCAAGCCGAGCAUCUGGACCACUUUGACAUGAAUGAAAUCAUUCGUGAGGAAAAGAAAAAGACGAAGAAGGGCGGCAAGAACAAGAAGAAGAGCAAGGGUGGAGACGACGAGGACAGAGGGGGGCUACAGCAAGAUUUUGCCAUGGACCUGGGCGACGACCGGUUCCAGGCCGUGUUUGACAGCCAUGAGUUUGCCAUAGAUCCUUCGAAUCCCAAGUUCAAGGGCACAGGCGGUAUGAAGCAGCUGUUGGAAGAGGGGAGGAGGAAGCGAAGGGGCGAUGGGGGCGACGAGCCGAGGAAGAAGGCAAAAAAGAUGAAGAGAUGA